CUGAUCGUCAACUAAUCACCAGCGAUUCUUAAUAAUUUCUAAGCUGAAACCGCGUUAUUUGGUAUUUCCAGUAUUCAAGGCUGGUAAACGUACACAAGCUUGUUUUCAAGACGCGACUAUCUUAUAACCAACACGGGUCAUGAUAUAGUCAUUUUUUACAUUUUUAUUUUUAUCCAUAUAUUUUUAGCAGAAUAGUUUACAUUAAAAUGGAUGAUAUCAAACGUCUGUGCAGCUUGUUUAUUGUGUGCUUAGUGACACUGAACUGCUAUGCAGGCAGCGAGAAGGAGCUAUGUCAAACGCCCAGGAACAAGCAAGGUGAAUGCAGAGUCAUCAGCGCAUGUCCGCCUUUGCUGUCUAUACUGCAGAAGAGACCACUCAGAGCUCAGGAUGCAGAUUAUUUGAGGAGAUCUCAAUGCGGCUUCGAGGGAACCAUGCCCAAGGUUUGUUGUCCGUUGGAUGGUGCCAAUGAGCCUAUGUCUACGACUACAGCACGCACCGUUCCAGUCACAGAGGCUGAACCAGCUGACAGUUCCCUGUUGCCAUCUAUAGACGAAUGCGGAACAGACACUCAGGACAGGAUCUAUGGAGGGGAAGUGGCUGGCAUUGAUGAAUUCCCUUGGAUGGCAUUGAUAGAGUACGAGAAAGACAAUGGGGGACAUGGAUUUUACUGUGGAGGUGUUCUCAUAAAUAAAAGAUACGUUUUGACUGCAGCUCACUGUUUAAAAGGAAAAGAGCUACCGAAGACCUGGAAAUUAGUAGGGGUACGACUAGGAGAGUAUGACACCGACAACAAAAUAGACUGUGUCGGUCCUCCGGAUAGGCAAACUUGCGCACCGCCUCCGCAAGACAUUCCCGUAGAAGAAGGGAUCGCUCAUGAGCAAUACGACCCUUAUGACGCCAGUCAGUAUAAUGACAUCGCUUUGCUCAGGCUGGCCCGUGAAGUAAAUUAUACCGGUUUUGUGAAGCCAGUCUGUAUACCCAGAAGUAAAACGCUCCAGAGUAAAUCAUAUGCAACGAAAAAAUUAACGGUAGCCGGAUGGGGAAAAACAGAAACCAGCUCAGAAAGCAACAUAAAACUCAAAUUGAACGUUCCGGUAAAAAGCAGUACCGACUGCGUAAACACAUACCGACAAGCCAACGUGGUGCUGCGUCCAAGCCAAAUGUGCGCUGGGGGCGAACGAGGCAGGGACUCCUGCAGGGGCGACAGCGGCGGGCCCCUGAUGAGUUACGAACAAAAUGGAGCCGAUCAGAACUGGUACGCUGUUGGAGUGGUGUCGUUUGGACCGUCGCCGUGCGGCAUGGAGAACUGGCCAGGCGUGUACACCAGAGUAAGCAGUUACGUGCAGUGGAUAUUAGAAAAAAUGAGGAGGUGAUGAUUUCUGAUUGGAGUUUUUCGAAGACACAGUGAUAAACACCACCGCCAGCGUCAGGUUAAGCCGUUAGAUAGACAGAUAGUUCAUUGUAGGUAUUCGGAUCAUGGAUAAGAGAUAAGACUCGUCAGAUAUACUUCUGUAAGUACAUUAUCACCAAAAUUUGAAAAUAUAGUAUAAAUAAAUACAUUUGUAGAAAAAGUAGCGGUUAAAAUAGAAAGAAUCACAAUUAGUGGAAAAAAUACAAACGAGCAGACACAAAAAUAAACGGAACAAGGUGUUUAAGUAUUGAGUAAUAUAACAAUAGAAGCGAUAUAAAAGUUAGGCACGCGGGCUAAGCAGAUUGAAAGGAACUUCUCAAGAUGGAACAAUUGUAACCAAAGCCUAAGGUGGAAGUGCUAGCCAAGAUCUUGGCUGCCAACUCCACCAUGGACGCCCCCCAACUCCCAAAUGCCGUCGAUUCAAAGCGUUCCUUCCCAACUAACAAUUAUCACUCCUAUUAUAGUUGCAAGAAUGAUUAUACAGUAUUCCUUACACAGCAUUGUAUACUGUAAGAACAUUUGCAAAACCCUCUUAGAACAGCCAUACAAGUCGAAUGGGCACACCUAAUAGGACACUUCAGUCAUUUAAGAGGUUGUAUAAGGGCUGCAGGUAACAGUUAUACAACAAAAGUGUAAGCCUCUUGCAGCCGCUAUAGGACAUUUGCGUCAGUGCAAGAUUCAGUUUUUGUCAACUAUACAACUAUUCUGUUACGUGAUUCUACUUUAUUGCAACCAAACUAUAACAGCCUUUAACAGUUACUAAACAAUAGUUGUAUAAGUGCUUCCGUUGGGAGCAAUUUAUUGGCUAAAGUAGUAAAUUGGCACAGCAAAAGAACAAGGCUCGGGUUUGUUUUAUAAACGUUACCAUGGAUGCCACAACACAACCAUUUUGACUAACCUGCAAAUAUGCCGUAUAAAAUAGUUGUAUAAACGUUUAUGCAACAGCAAAAAAUUUGUCCUAUAAGGUGCUAUAAGAAUAUUUUAAACACCUCAUUUUAGAGCAAAUAUGUUGCAGAAAGCAAAUUUGCAUUCCACACAACAUUAAGCCAGCAUUUUGGUGUUCAGGCAACAACAAUAGAGAGCUUUUAUGGCUGAACGGUUCUUUUACCAAAAGCUUAUAGCACUACUUUGCUAGUUGGGUUACACUAUGCGGUAAGUAACAUUGAGGCAUAAGACCGUAAGAUGGUCAGGUCUUGAUUCCUGCCGUUGUAUUGAAGAGGUGUGCAGCAGAGCUUGCUUGAGUUCUUUCGCAUCUCUUCCAGAUAUCAAAAAAGGGAUCUAAGACAACUACAGGCCUAUAGCUCUGCUUUCUGCAAAUCGCUAGGAUUUCCGGCACCACCGAUCCACAAGGGACCUCCUAGCUUCACACAAUUGUGGAGUAAACUCGUCCAGUCAUAUCACGAGAAAAAGUUGGCCUGUUUGAUUAGGACUAAGAAGUACUUUUCUCCGCAUGAUCUCCUCACUCUAUAUGGACAAGGCGCAGAUAAGUCCUAGCGUCGAGUAUUGCUCGCACCAGCGGGACGUCGGCGAUCUACCUCUCUUCUACAAAGCAAAUAUCUGACUUGCCUUUUACGUUUGGUUUAUAGUAAAAAGAUUAUGUAAAUAAUAGAUUAUAAUUUGGCUAGUCUGAUUUCUGGGGUGGUGUGUAAAAUUCGCAUUGUGACAUUGUAGCAUAAUUUCUAUCCACGGAAAAAAUGUGGCUGUGACAGUAGAUACUUUACGUAAUAUAUUAUAAUAUAUAAUUA
Acanthoscelides obtectus is the source of this 3156-nucleotide messenger RNA. The record is from the annotation of a GenBank genome assembly. Lineage: Eukaryota; Metazoa; Arthropoda; Insecta; Coleoptera; Chrysomelidae.